Messenger RNA from Camelina sativa (false flax), 528 nucleotides. NCBI's taxonomy places the organism in Eukaryota, Viridiplantae, Streptophyta, Magnoliopsida, Brassicales, Brassicaceae. The record is from RefSeq and is a predicted model, not a curated record.
GAAAAAAAAACACCAAAAUCUCCGGAACCAGCACAGGGCAAAACAAUGGCUCUGGAAUGGACAAUCUUAGCCUACGCCACAGCGGCUGAAGCGAUCAUGGUCAUCCUCUUGACGAUGCCAGGGCCAAACUUUCUCCGCAAGGGAUUAGCCGUGGUCACUCGCCGUCUCUUGAAACUGUUGUUGGCGAUAAUCCCAUUCUGUGUAUUCCUCCUCAUGGAUAUCUACUGGAAGUACGAGACUAGAAUAUCAUGCGAUGGAGAUUCCUGCACCGUUUCGGAGCUUCUCCAUUACCAGAAAUCUAUCUUCAAGUCUCAACGUAACUUCCUCCUCAUCGCUUUGGCUCUCGGUUUUUACUGGAUUCUUUACCGCGUUUCGAGUAUGGUCUUCAAGAUCGAGAAGCUUAACCAGCGGGUCCACAGGCUCAGGAGGGACAGUAGAUAAAGCCCAGCGUCUUUAUUGUCUCAGGUCAUUUUAAUUUGUGCUGUUUGCAAGAGUCUCUUUCUUUAUGUCGUUUAGGUUUUUAGGGUU